AUGGCCUCCCCCUCCGCCUCCGAUGGCGAGCUCUCGUCGUUUCCGGUGGAGGCGCGCCGCAUCGUGGUCACCCACCGCCUCCCCCUCCGUGCGGAACCCAAUCCGGACGCGCCGCACGGCUUCGAUUUCUUUCUCGACGCCGACUCGCUCCCGCUCCAGUUCGCCCGCGGUCUCCCCCGCCCCGUGGUCUUCGUCGGCGCGCUCCCCUCCGCCGCCGCGUCGAUCCCUGCGUCCGAGGAGCUCGCGGCCGAUCUCCUCGCGCGCUUCGUCUGCAGCCCGGUGUUCCUGGAGCCCAGCCUCCACACGAACUUCUACGACGGAUUCUGCAAGCACUACCUGUGGCCGAUGCUCCACUACCUCCUGCCGUUCACGCCCUCCUCCAGCGGUGGCGGACUGAGCUUCAACCCGGACCUCUACCGCGCCUACCUCACCGUCAACACGCAGUACGCCGACCGCGUGUUCGAGCAUCUCAACCCCGAUGAGGACCUCGUUUUCAUCCACGACUACCAUCUCUUGGCCCUCCCCACCAUCCUCCGCCACAAGUCGCCGCGCGCCCGCAUAGCCUUCUUCCUCCACUCGCCUUUCCCCACCUCGGAGCUCUUCCGUGCCAUCCCGGUUCGCGAGGAGCUCCUCCGCGCCCUCCUCAACGCCGACCUUGUGGGCUUCCAUAACUACGAUUACGCCCGCCACUUCCUUUCCGCCUGCGCCAGGCUCCUCGGCGUCUCCAGCCACACCCAUCGAGGCUACAUCGGCAUCGACUACUUCGGCCGCAAUGUUGUCGUGAAGAUCCUCUCCGUCGGUGUCGACAUAGGCCAGCUACGUGAGGUGUUGUCAUCGCCCGAGACGGCAGCAAAGGCCAAGGAGGUCGCCACGAGGUUCACCGGUCGUCAGGUGUUGCUCGGGGUGGACGAUGUUGAUCUGUUCAAGGGGAUUGACCUCAAGCUCUUGGCCAUGGAGAGGCUGCUAGAGUCGCGGCCGGAGCUGCGUGGCCGGGUGGUGCUCGUGCAGAUCAACAACCCGGUGCGGAGUCCUGGGCGCGACACCGACACGGUUCGCGCGGAGGUGCAGGCGACGCGGGAUCGGAUCAAUGCCCGCUUCGCCAAGCCGGGGUAUGACCCGAUCGUGAUGAUCGACGACCCCUUGAGGAUGCACGAGAAGCUGGCGUUCUACGCCUCGGCAGACAUCUGCAUCGUCACCGCCGUGCGCGACGGCCUGAACAGGAUACCGUACAUCUACACCGUGUGCCGGCAGGAGGGUCCGAUCUCCAGCGGCGUGGCGGGCGCGCCGAGGGAGAGCGCCAUCGUCCUGUCCGAGUUCGUCGGGUGCUCCACGUCCCUGGGCGGCGCGGUUCACGUCAACCCGUGGAACGUGGACGACGUCGCCGAGGGGAUGAGCUCGGCGCUGAGGUUCAAUGGGCGCGACAAGCAGAUGCGGCAGGAGAAGCACUACAGGUAUGUUGUCACGCACGACAUUGCCUACUGGGGGAGGUCGCUCGACCAGGACCUGCAGAGGGCGGGCAAGGAUCACGCGUCGAUGAACUUCUUGAGGGUGGGGCUCGCCAUGAACUUCCGCAUCGUCGUGCUUGGUCCCAACUUCCAGAAGCUUUCACCUGAGCACAUUAAUCCAUCGUACCACCGCACCGGCAACAGGCUCAUCUUACUGGACUAUGAUGGCACAUCAGUGGGCGGAGGAAGGAUGAACUGGCUCGAUGGCUUGCGCCCUGUGAAAGUCUGGGGAUCUCUGCAGAGCACGGCUUACUUCACAAGGUGGAGCAGGGAUUCUCCAUGGGAGUCACCCAACAUGUUGGUAGACUAUGAUUGGAAAAACAUUGUUGAGCCAGUAAUGAAGCAUUACUGCGAUGUGACUGACGGGUCAUACAUUGAGGCUAAAGAAACAGCACUAGUCUGGCACUACGAGGAAGCUGAUCCAGUUUUCGGAUCAAGUCAGGCCAAAGAGCUCCAGGACCACCUGCGCGACGUGCUUGCCAAAGAGCCUGUAUCUGUGAAAAGCGGCCACCAGAUUGUGGAGGUUAAUCCUCAGGAGGUGGGCAAAGGAACCGCCGUGCAGAGGCUCAUUGCCGCCUUGGGGGCUCGCGGAAGAAUGCCAGCUUUCAUCCUAUGUGUUGGCGACGACGGGUCUGACGAAGACAUGUUCAAGGCUAUCAGUGCGCCUUCCAGCAAGUCCGCGUUCCCAGAGGCUGCCGAGACAUUCGCCUGCACCGUCGGCAACAAGCCAAGCCUGGCGAAGUACUACCUGGAAGACCCCGACGAAGUUCUGAAGAUGCUCAAGGGCCUGAUGGACUCGUCGGCGCAGCAGCGUCCCGGGGCCCGGGGAGGGUCGCGACCUCAGGUCUCGUUCGACGACCCCUAG
Molecule: messenger RNA, 2370 nt
Organism: Miscanthus lutarioriparius
Lineage: Eukaryota; Viridiplantae; Streptophyta; Magnoliopsida; Poales; Poaceae
Source: the annotation of a GenBank genome assembly